AUGCGGUCUCGGCUCUACGACGACGGCAAGAAGCUCACGGCGUUCCUCCGGCACACGGCCCCAGUCGACGUCAACGGCUACAUAGCCGUGGAAGAGCUGCUUCGGUUCAGGAGGUUCGAGGGCUGGACCUCCGUCAGGGUGAGAGAGGCGGUAGCGGCCUCCAACAAGAACCGGUUCAACCUAAGGACGUCGCAAGGUGUCGAGCAGGUCGCUGCCUGGUCGGGGCACACCAUACGAGGUGUGCUGGGGCCAGCCCAACACGUCGAGGCGGGUUCCCUGCCCGGCGUCCUGGUGCAUGGAACCUACAGCAGCUACGUGCCGAGCAUCCAAGCGGAAGGCUUGGUACCGACGCGGAGGUCGAUUCACUUGCUGGAUCCCAAGCACCCUCACCGCAAGUGGCGGCCCGACCUUGAGGUAGCCAUUUUGAUCGACGCUUGCAAGGCGCAGGCUGAGAAUCACGUGUCCUUUAGGCUCACUGGGAAUGGGAUCUACCUGGCCGACCAUGCUCUGCCAUCCGAGCUGUUUCUUGCCAUUCUACCUUGGAGCGAGUUCGAAGCGAGCCUCGCCCCAGGGUCAGGGUUUGACUGGGCAGAGCAUGCUGGAGGUGGAUCCACGUCUCCGGUCGUCACCUCGGCCCCGGGCUUUCCUCAGCAGCGGGCUGCGGGCCCGCCGCCACAACGGCCAGCCGGGCCAGCGAGCUUCCCGCCCGCCAGGGACCCCACGCGGAGCAGCUUCCCACCGGCAAGGGACCCGACUAAGAGCAGCUUUCCGCCGGCCCGAAGCUCGGCGCCUAGUCACUCACAGCCUGUGGUGCUGACGCCAGCUCCGGCCCAAGCCUCAGAGGAACCCUCGAGCGGGUCACGAGACCCAGCGCCUCUUCCGGAAGAGGCAAUGGUCACCACCGACCACGAGACCGCUGCAGAGGCCAUCGAGGUCAGUGAGGACGAAGCAGGUCUCCCGCUGAAUGCCGAGACGGCCACCCCGGGCCCCGUCGAGAGCCUGGCUGCCGUCGCUAAGGCGCUUGACCCGGUCACCGCCAGCCAGGGGACUACUACGGUUUUUGUAAAGCUAGCGACCUUUGAGGUCCUUCAAUCGGCGGGCGACGAUGAACCGGAUUGGUCCGCGGACGAGGAAGAGCCGGUCAUCGUCCAAGCGAUCCCGGCGGGCGAAGACCAGACUGAGGCAGGCCACCGGGAGGAUGAGGCUUCUCCGCGGCGCGUUUCGCGCCCGGAGCUUGCUUCUUCCUCAAGUGCGCGAGCCGCUUCUGUCUCGCGCGCCGGAGAGGCUGGAGAGCUGACGAGCCGGACGGCCACUCGAACGCGUUCGGAGUCUCCGAAGGUCCGCUUUGGAACGGCACACCUCCAGCUGAUCCGGGAAAUCGCCCAGGCCGACUCCGCGAACUUCAAGAGCCUUAAGAAGGUCGUCGAAGGGAGCAAUGUGUCGGCCCUGACUAAGAGCCAAACCCUGGACCGCCUGGAGCAGCUAGCUUACCAGCGUGGGGUGGCCUCGCUCGAGGGGAAGAUACGGGCUAUCGACGUCCAACGAGACGUCGCCCAGCGAGCCCGUACAGAGGCGGCGUACUUGGAGUCCCUCACUCCCGAAAUGAGGGCCUUGGAACAGAACAACUCAGUGCGACCUUCCGCCGGUGCCUCGAAAACCUCAGAUGCGCGGAUGCAACAGGCCAUUGCAGCAGGGGGGUCCGUCUGGGUCGAGCGCCGCAAACAAAAAGGCCGCGAACGGGCCGCUCGACACAGAGAGGCUCAAGCGGCGCAGGCGGCUGAAGAAAGGGCGGCGGUCACAAGCGUGAUCGCGGACUUGCCAGUCGACCAAAGAGGGCCAGCCCUAGAUGCCGAAAUGGACAGGCGGGCCCGCGAGGAACUCACUGAGUUUCGACGAAUGCUUCGCGAAGAAGCGAGAGCGGCUCGGCCCCACGACCCGAAGCCCAGGCAGAAAGACUCCAAACGCCGAGCCGCGCUCAAAUGGCAAAGAUGGCGCCAGAGGCGCUCUACCGAUGACAUGGACCGCGAUACCAACCAUGCUAUCGCGCACCUGGCCGACCGGGGUGAAGAAGGCCCUGCCCCCGCGGCGCGUUUCGCGCCCGGGGAAGACCCGGUGGACUGCGCCAUGCAUCGGGGCGACGGCGACACCCGCAGCUGUCCUAGUGCUGCUGGACGUGGGGACGGGCAUUUCGGCCGCUGCGCCGACGCUGCCGGCUUAAGGGAAGCCUGGGACCCCUGGGGAGCCCCCUCCUCGUGGACCGCUACCCGCUGCUCACUCUUGUCGUCGCGGCCCCUCAUAAGGGCUGUGGCAACCUGGGGCCGCCUGUUAAUCCUGCAGAGCUUGCUUCUCGGUGUGGAGGCUCAAGGCCGUUCAGGAGCCGUGGCACGUUUCGUGCCCGGCUACGAAGAAGCCUAUUACACCUGCCUCUGCAUCGUUUUAUGCAUUCUCGCAGGGCUUAGCACUUGGGGUGUGGCGACGAUCUAG
Molecule: messenger RNA, 2484 nt
Organism: Symbiodinium sp. CCMP2592
Lineage: Eukaryota; Dinophyceae; Suessiales; Symbiodiniaceae
Source: the annotation of a GenBank genome assembly